AUGCCUAAAUCUUAAACUCUAAUUUCCCCUUCCCAAAUUACAAUUGCAAUUUGCAAACUCAGAAGAGUACCUCGAGACGAGAGAUCAGAGUCGGUCGUCUCCUUCGCAACUCCUCCACUCCAGUAGUCCAGUCGGCAGUCUCCAGACUCCAGAUGGCGGAAAUCUCAGAAUUCAAAUAUGCUUAUUUCAUUUCCGGAGUAGAAAUAAUUCGGAUUAAAAUCCCUAUGACAUCUAAUAGUUUUAAACACGAAGUCGAGCUUGUGUUCUCUAAUCCAUCUCAACCUCUUCCAAGAGGUAUGGGACUCUUUAGCCACAAUCACAUUGUAUAUAUGGUUGGGGGCUACUUUUUCAAAAGGGAUGUGUGCGUGGACAGACCUAAGGUUGUGGAUGUGGAUGGACUUCAAUAUUUCGAUCUUGUUUAUAUGUUUGAUCCAACCAAGUUUGAAGAAAUUCCGCUUGAAAAUAUUAAACCACUUCAGAACUUAAACUGUGAUUGCAUGAUUAAUCCUAACGUCAUUCGAGCUGAGGAUCGGAUUUACCUGUUGUCACUGCGUGAUUAUUUUUGUCAUAAUUUUGACAUGAUCGGACACGCCUUCCAUUUUCAAUACUUUGAUCCAAACAAGAAUUUGUUUAAAACCCUGCCACCCCCACCCGUCCUACGUGAUUAUAAUUUAAUGAACAUGGGUAGUCUUGAUGCACGGUGUCAUUUUUUCCUUAGAGGUUAUAUAUAUGUGUUUAUUACAGACGCCAAGACUUGUUUUCAAACAUCUAAGUUCAACACCAUAAAUUCAGAUUCACAAUGGGAGGAUUGCAAGUCCAUGGUGGACAAAUUUAAAGAGAAAAAUAUUCCUUUUCCCUUCUUACAUGUUGGCGAUAUGGGGAUUUCGAAUGAAUUGGCUGAUAACACUUGGAUUCUAGUCGCCCUUAAUGGUGGUGCUCUGCCCAUUGCAUAUAAUGUUCACCUUAGUGACAAGGGUGAUAUUGAUCCUAUAUCUCAUAGGGUUCUGGCUGAACUUCAUACUUCGGAUGUUCAUAAGUAUGGCAGAAAAAAUGAUUGGAAACAAUUAGCUGAUAUGGGAGGUGGAAGGUUUUGUGUGAUGUGCUGUGCUUUAGAUGAAGAUUUUUUGAUAUACGGCUUCGAAAUUGAUUUUGAACUUGAAUGGACCAUUCAAAGUGAUAAAACUAAAGUGAGUUCGUCAUCUAUUAUUUUCAAAAUGGAAUUCGAUCAUAAUUACCCCAUCCCUUUGGAGAGUCAACUUACCGGUUUCUGUAUAGCCUCUGCUCCGCCUCCUCUUGCAUCUCCUAGCUCUGCUCCUCCUCCUCUUGUAUCUCCCGACAGUGAAGACCAAGACAAGAAUGAUAGGAAGAGUAAGAGAAAAUGGGGGAGUGGAUUGUUUGUAUAUUUACUUCCAACUAUGUCAGCUCUGCUCCUCCACCUCAUCUGGGGCCGCUGAGCUUGCAGUGUGGUGGAGGGCCUAUCUGACUGCCGGUCCCUUAGUUGUAUACUCACCAAGUUGGAAAUUACAAAGCUGGUCUCAGGCAUGUUAUAUUUCGGCUACAUGUUGAUUGAGUCAUAUGCCUUGUUCGUUUAAACCGGGACAAUUGGCUUUUAUGCAUGCAUGCUUGCUUCUGGUUUGUUUGUAAGAUAUACUCUGUCUGUGAAGAUUGACUGAUGGCAACAAAGUACGUACUCAAUUACUAGUGAUGAAGUUGAUUGAUAAGCAUUUUCUUGUCUUAGGAUUUGUGAACUUGUGGAUUAAUAUAUGGAACAUGCAUGCUCUGAUCUUGGUUAUGAAUAUUUUAGAUUCCAUUUCUUUAA
Messenger RNA from Ipomoea triloba (trilobed morning glory), 1819 nucleotides. RefSeq lists its product as uncharacterized. The record is from RefSeq and is a predicted model, not a curated record. The coding region runs from base 153 to 1454 and encodes 433 amino acids. Lineage: Eukaryota; Viridiplantae; Streptophyta; Magnoliopsida; Solanales; Convolvulaceae. The transcript is spliced from 5 exons.